AUGGGGAUGUCACGGAUAUUACAGGGGAUUAUGAGGUACAGGGAGACCCACAGAGCGGGAAUGGUGAAGCAAUUUAAGGUUGUUCGUGAUGAUCCCCAUCCAAAGCAGUAUUUUUCUCCUGCAUGGACAGCAGAAUGUUGCCAACAAGGUUUACGCAAACAAAUGUUGGAGACAUGUUUAUUGGGAAAUAAAAAUGCAGGAAUCUGUACUCAUGCAAACCUCUGCGGCCAUGAAGAAAUCACAACUGAACCAGCAGCAUUAGAAUUGGUUGCAUUAUCAAUGGCAUUCGUCACGUUAUUGGGGUGUGGCCACUCUGAUUGCAAG
Molecule: messenger RNA, 324 nt
Organism: Penaeus monodon (black tiger shrimp)
Lineage: Eukaryota; Metazoa; Arthropoda; Malacostraca; Decapoda; Penaeidae
Product: beta carbonic anhydrase 1-like
Exons: 3
Source: RefSeq, a predicted model, not a curated record